Molecule: messenger RNA, 731 nt
Organism: Syzygium oleosum
Lineage: Eukaryota; Viridiplantae; Streptophyta; Magnoliopsida; Myrtales; Myrtaceae
Exons: 3
Coding region: 211-522 (103 amino acids)
Cellular component (GO): endomembrane system
Source: RefSeq, a predicted model, not a curated record
CUUUCAAGGGGCAUUUCUUCCUUGUACCCGAAGAAACCCUAAAGCUCGAAACUUUCAAAGCCAAUCUCUCUCCUUUUCGAAGAACCGAAAUCAACACCUUCCCAACCUCGCCAGGCCUGAUCGCAGCAGCUGCAUCGCACCGCUAGGAGCUUCCCGAAACAACAGCAGCAGCAUCUUUCAGCGUUGAACACCUUCAGCCCAAAUCAAGAAAUGGCUUACGUAGAUCAUGCAUUCUCAAUUUCAGAUGAGGACAUGAUGAUGGAGACCACUUAUACUGUAAAUAACAGGCCCCCAAUCAGAGAAAUUGCCCUUGCUGUAUCUCUUCUUGUUUUUGGAAGCAUUGGCAUAAUCUUGGGCAUUAUCAUGGCUUCCUACAAAGUUGGUGGCGAUCGAACCCAUGGGGUGUUCUUCACAAUCUUAGGGUCAAUCUUGUUCAUUCCCGGAUUCUACUAUACUCGCAUUGCUUAUUACGCAUACAAGGGGUAUAAAGGUUUCUCGUUCUCCAACAUACCACCCGUGUAGAGCCUCCACCUGUCAUUCUAUGAUGACAAUGCUGCUCAUCAUGUACAGAUCUGUCUCCCCCCCUUUUCUUGUUUCUCUUUUGAUAUGUUUUUAUGAGCUUUAAGCUUUGUCUGGGGUACUUCAUUAGUAUAUAGACUUUUGAUGUUCCAUGAACAAGCACAGAGUGUACAAACAAUAUCUCGUUGCAAUAUACUAGACUUGUGACAUCA